CCUGAGGGAGCUUCUUCAUCACGACCAGCUCAGAAAGCAAAUGAUCCAUUCAGCACUCAGAGGAAGAAGCAGAGGUGGAGUUGGAGCUGCAAUGUCUAUUUCUUCGGGGGCUUUCGCCGGAACAGGCCAAUAUUUCGUGAAAUUUCGGGCUGGCCGAAAACCAGGGUUUUUAGCCCUAGAAUCAAUGGGACAAGGGUUUUCAGAGCUUCUUCUUCUUCCUCCUUUUCCCCGCUCCUCUGCUCUGCUCCUUCUUGUCCUACUCUUCCGUUUUCUUUGACGGCGUGCCCAACGGCGUCAACUCCCUGCCGUUACGACUACCGCUACGUCGACGGCAGCUUCGCCAGAGGCUUCUUCGCCAACGAGUCCGUUACCCUGUCGGCCGUCAAACCCAACGGAAGACAUGACGGGAACGUGAGGCUCCGUCAUUUGCUGAUAGGGUGCAGCGACGCGUUUCAGGGCAGGAGUUUUAAGGAGGCCGACGGGGUUUUAGGGUUGGGUCAGAGCGCCGUCAGCUUCGCCGUACAGUUAUCACGUCGAUUUGACGGCAAGUUCUCCUACUGUCUGGUCGACCACCUUGCCCCAAAAAACCACACGAGUUUCCUUAUUUUCGGAAAUGCCCCAGGGGCAAACCGGUCUCUCUCUCCCAAGGAAUUUCGUCGGACUCCGCUUAUAUUGGACCAGGCGUUGCAGCCGUUUUACGGCGUUAAGGUGAGAGGAAUCUCCCUCGACGGAAAACUCGUUGAGAUACCGGAUUCCGUCUGGAUGAUGAACCUAACGGCGCAAUCGGGGGGCGUUAUACUGGACUCUGGUACGACUCUAACGGCGUUAGUUGAGCCGGCCUAUGAGGCCGUUUUAACGGCAUUCAAGGAGAAACUAACGGGCGUUAGGAGAGUUGAGCUAUCGCCGUUUGAUUUUUGCUUCAAUAGUAGCAGCAGUGAGAGAGGGAACAGUAGUGAGGUAGAGAGAGAAAGAGAGAUUGUGAUUCCUAAGAUGGUAUGGCAUUUGGGGGGAGGGGUGAGAUUUGAGCCGAGGGGAGAGAGUUACGUGAUCGAUGUUGCAAAGGGCGUCAAGUGUUUGGGGAUACAGGGUGCGGCCUGGCCCGGUUUUUCGACGAUAGGGAAUAUAAUGCAGCAGAGUUUUUACUGGGAGUUCGAUUUGAAGAAUGGGAUGUUGGGUUUUGGGCGCUCCAGUUGUUCAACGUCUUAGAGAGAGAAAGAGGGGGAUAGACACUAAUGGCUGCCUGCAAUGGGGUUCUCUCUCUCUCUCUCUCUCUAUCUAACU
This is a messenger RNA of Amborella trichopoda, 1281 nucleotides long. RefSeq names its product aspartic proteinase NANA, chloroplast. The record is from RefSeq and is a predicted model, not a curated record. Gene Ontology annotation, molecular function: aspartic-type endopeptidase activity. Gene Ontology annotation, biological process: proteolysis. Lineage: Eukaryota; Viridiplantae; Streptophyta; Magnoliopsida; Amborellales; Amborellaceae.